Molecule: messenger RNA, 2357 nt
Organism: Nipponia nippon (crested ibis)
Lineage: Eukaryota; Metazoa; Chordata; Aves; Pelecaniformes; Threskiornithidae
Source: RefSeq, a predicted model, not a curated record
AUGCCACCCGAUGCUCCUGUUACGGAAGUUGUGGUGCUUUAUCAGAUCCUUGUAAUUGCAACAGCAAGAUUUGUGACCCUCAAAGAAUGGGGGCCAGUCUCGGAUGGCUCCGAUUACUCCUGUUUAGCUCAUCCUUUGAAUCGAGGCAGUGGUGGGGAGUCGAUAGACACCAUUUAUAUGGUCAGGAGCGUGGAUGAGUUAAUGAAAUUUCGUCAGGUAUUAGCACUGUACGUAUAUGAAUAUCUGCUCCAUGUAGGAGCACAGAAAUCAGCCCAGACAUUUUUAUCAGAGAUAAGAUGGGAAAAAAACAUCACACUGGGGGAGCCCCCAGGAUUCUUGCACUCCUGGUGGUGUGUAUUUUGGGAUCUCUACUGUGCAGCUCCAGAAAGACGAGAAACAUGUGAACAUUCAAGUGAAGCAAAAGCCUUUCAUGACUAUAGUGCUGCAGCAGCUCCCAGUCCAGUGCUAGGAAACAUUCCCCCAGGAGAUGGCAUGCCAGUAGGUCCUGUACCACCGGGUUUUUUUCAGCCUUUCAUGUCCCCUCGGUACCCUGGAGGACCAAGGCCACCUUUAAGAAUACCCAAUCAGGCACUUGGAGGUGUCCCGGGAAGUCAGCCAUUAUUGCCUAGCGGGAUGGACCCAACACGGCAGCAAGGGCAUCCAAACAUGGGUGGGCCAAUGCAGAGAAUGACUCCUCCAAGAGGAAUGGUUCCGCUAGGACCACAGAACUAUGGAGGUGCAAUGAGACCCCCACUGAAUGCUUUAGGUGGCCCCGGGAUGCCUGGAAUGAACAUGGGUCCAGGGGGUGGUAGACCUUGGCCAAACCCAACAAAUGCCAAUUCUAUACCUUAUUCUUCAGCAUCACCUGGGAACUAUGUAGGUCCUCCAGGAGGUGGAGGGCCACCAGGAACACCUAUCAUGCCUAGUCCUGCAGAUUCAACCAACUCUGGAGACAACAUGUACACUUUAAUGAAUGCAGUACCACCUGGACCCAACAGACCUAAUUUUCCAAUGGGGCCAGGGUCAGAUGGACCUAUGAGUGGACUGGGUGGAAUGGAUUCACAUCAUAUGAAUGGAUCAUUAGGCUCAGGAGACAUGGACAGUAUUUCCAAAAACUCUCCCAGUAAUAUGAGCAUGAGUAAUCAGCCUGGCACUCCCAGGGAUGAUGGUGAGAUGGGUGGAAACUUCCUAAACCCUUUUCAGAGUGAGAGCUACUCCCCUAGCAUGACAAUGAGUGUGUGAUCCAUUAACAAGUCUCACCAUGAAGACCACAGUGAGUUGGCCCUCUUCAGAGAGCUACUGCAGAAGAAAAUUAUUCGUCCCAGUAUACAGUUUAACAAAAGGAUCUCAGACACAAUCAGACCCACCAUUUUUUUUUUCUACCAUCAUCUCCCCCGUUUUGUCAAGACAGUGGGUCCCAAACAUGAUUGAGACAACUGUAAAGAGUGGCGUAACAGAACUGCCCAAGAUGGAACUGCAAACAAUUAUCUGUGUAUGUACAUGUGUGGGUUAAUGUAUAUGUAUGUGUGUGUGAUAUAGAAAUACACACAUACAUAUAUAGACCUGCAGGACAUUGUAAAAUAUUAUCACAUGACAUCUUAAGUAGAAAUGAGAAGUAGGGACUUCUAUUCCUUCUUUUUUUUUUCCCACGUUUACAUUUUAAUUAUUAAAAUUUGCUUUCCCUCUCCCCUCCUGAACUGUUGUAUGUUGCAUAUAUCACUGCUUUAUAAGUUAUUUUUUAAGGUGAACUCAAAUGAUAAAUUCUUCUGAUUUUGUAAAUGUCUGCCAUUAUGGAUAGGAAUAAAAUUGCUUAUAAGAGCUUUCAUUAACUUGUGUUUGAUACCAGUUACCCUGUGAAUCACAAACUGUACUGUCUCAAGAAAUAGAAGAAAGCUCAUCUUAAUUUUUUGGAGAAAUUUAAUAAUUUUCACCUAGUUUGGUGAUUUUUUUUUAAUACUUUGCCUUUAAAAAAAAGAAGCACUGAAGGUUAUUUUUCUUCUUUAAUUGAAGCCUAAUAUCUGCAAUAUCUAUUUUAAAUGGAAGCCUGAAUUUGAUACAAGCUUCUCAGUUUAUAUAGAGUACUAUAAGGUUACUGUAAGUGAGCUCCAAUUGCUAUAGAAUCUAGCAAUAAAGUGUCAGGGCUGCUUCUUGCCCUCGGAAAUGAGUUUUCUAUUUAGCAUGAUCUUCCAUAGGGGUGGUAGUUAGUGGAAAUACAGUAGAGUCCUUAUCACAGAAACCUUUUCUAAGAAUUUACUACUAUGUUUCCCAUUUUCAGUGAUUCUCAACUGAAUUGUAACAAUCCAUGGUCCUAAUUAUAAACAGUAUUUCCCAAGCCCAUUCAGAAAAUCAGGUCACCC